Aspergillus sclerotioniger CBS 115572 is the source of this 3313-nucleotide messenger RNA. RefSeq names its product C2H2 type zinc finger domain protein. Gene Ontology annotation, cellular component: chromatin. The transcript is spliced from 6 exons. NCBI's taxonomy places the organism in Eukaryota, Fungi, Ascomycota, Eurotiomycetes, Eurotiales, Aspergillaceae. The coding region runs from base 441 to 2975 and encodes 844 amino acids. The record is from RefSeq and is a predicted model, not a curated record. Gene Ontology annotation, molecular function: DNA-binding transcription factor activity, RNA polymerase II-specific; zinc ion binding; RNA polymerase II cis-regulatory region sequence-specific DNA binding. Gene Ontology annotation, biological process: DNA-templated transcription; regulation of transcription by RNA polymerase II.
ACUCCCGGAAAGGUAUAAUUGUGCGUCAUAUCCGCGGGGCAAAAGGGAGCGGGAUCGGAACGAACUCAAUCAAUCGCGGGUAAAGAAGGGAACCACGAUAGCUGGGCCGGGAGUAUCACGAUGAUGCCAUACUAUAUAAUAGUACCCUCGUGCUAUACUCCGUAGGUCGUGCUAACGAAAGCGAUGGGGGUUGGAGACAGGGUCCUUAUCGCCAAGUGGGGUUCCUUCCCAAAGUGGCGUUGGGGCACACGGUUCGGCAACGACGGUUAGUUUGCAAGUUGGAGUCGCUCGUUUCCUUUUCGUUGGCGGCCUUCCUCGCCAUCCUCCAAAAAAGCCCAAUCGCUACGACUAGUCCCCUCUGCACUGCCUGGCUUCUCCAAUUGGAGAGAUCGCGACUUCCUUAUCACCCUAUUGUCAUUGAUUGGCCUCCAAAUGUCUUGAUGCUGCCACAGCCUUCCUCUCAGCCUGCCCGGGGCUCUCGUCGCUCAAACGCUGGAGCAAAAACUCGGGUCUGCGUUCAUUGCGGGCGAAGUUUCAGAAGAACAGAACACUUGGAGCGUCAUGUCCGCACACACACAAAGGAAAAACCAUAUAUCUGCUUCUGUGGGUCGGCAUUCACACGACGCGAUCUGCUGAAGCGACACACAACCAUUGCGCACCAGAGCAGUGGUUUAGUUUCGCCCAACUCCCAGCCAGAUAACGAAGCCCUAGAUCAUGCCAAUCGACCCAGAGCCUCAGAGCCUGCUACAGUCCAACCCCAUUAUAACAACCAGCCGACGUCACGGCCAGAUGUGUCUCUCUCGGUGCCUCCAAAUGUGGAACAAUGGACAGGGCCACAGCGUGGGCCAUACAUAGAGCAGGACCGGAAUCAUGUUUUGGACACGGGAGGUAGUAGCACGGGUGGCUUGGGUGCCCAUAAUAGCGCAGUUGGCCAUGAUGCAGAGAUUUUGGAGGCCGCUCAGCUGCUUCUUCCGGGGAAUUAUCGGCAUGCCCAAGCAGCACCAGCCCAGCCAAUGCCAUAUCUACACGAGGAGCUGAAUCAUUUCCAGGAUUUCACGCAUUUUCUGGACUCAAUUGGUCUCCCAUCGGAGUGGGUUCCAGCCUUUGGGGAUAUCCCUCAGAUUCACAACCCUGUCUCAACCGAACCCCCUGAAUUCAGCAGAAAUGCCGGGGAGCAGCAUGAAUCAUCGUCACGUCCCCGUCAGACGGACAGGUCACGGGCUGACUCACCCUUCCGGUCGUGGCUCCCGUCCGUGCCUCCUGGAGACCAGAGUUUUGCAUCUGUUUCCGAUUAUGAACCCCCUCAGCUUGCUAAAAGCCAGUCGCCGUUGAAAGUUACUGAAGAGCACAGGCAGCGUCUUGCGGCCUCCCUGGAUGAAUUUCGUUAUCUUAUCCCGGAUUUUGUCCUACCUUCGCGGCACACGCUGACGAGAUAUCUGACCUCCUACUUUUCUGGCUUCCAUACUCACCUCCCUUUCAUACAUGUGCCGACUUUGCGGAUUAAUGAACGAGCUCCGGAGCUCAUUCUAGCCUUCAUGACAAUAGGCGCCCAGUAUCGGUUCGAGCAUCGCAAUGCGGAAAGGCUCUUUUAUGCAGCCAAAGCGAUUGUAUUAUACAGGCUCUCGAAAGAGUCGAGCCCCCCACCCUACAAUGCCAUCAUCCAAAUACCACUGAAUAGCAUUCGGGACUCAUCUCAACGCUCUAACCAAGACCCGUCGCUUUCACCUUCAGAAUUUGCUGCGGGGAUGGAUGCAUGGAGACGGAUUGAGAACAUCCGUACACUACUAGUCUUGAUGGGAUACUCAACGUGGGAAAAGGCUGAACUUGUUCAAGAAGCAUUCGGGCUGCAGACAUUGCUUGUGCGGUGUUUACGAGAAUUCGGAUUGUUGGAAAAUAUUACUGUUGCCCCGCGACAUGCUCCCCUGCAGUGGCACGAAUGGGCUGAAGAGGAAUCUAUAAGACGCACCCGCUUCAUCUCCUUUUGCUUUGUUCACGUUCAUAGCAUAUCAUACAACAUUUACCCGGUGCUCCGAAGCAGUGAAGUCCAUCUACGCCUCCCAUGCUCCACAAAGGAAUGGAAAGCUGCCACAGCCCACGACUGGGAGAUAGCCCAAAAGGAGGUAGGUUCUCAGCAACUAUUUUUCCAGGAUGCCUUGGCACUAUUGUUGCAACCCUCACGGGCUCCAGUUCUUUUGGACCCAAUUCCUGCACCGCUGGGGAACUAUAUCUUACUUCAUGGCCUCCUUCAACGAAUCCAUCUGGUGAGCGAACUCUCCAUACCGAAUGGGGACCAGUCAUUUUCCCUCCCGACAGAGGAGCUGAACAAACUGGAGAGGGCUCUCAGGUCCUGGACUUCUGUGUGGCAACAAGCCCCAGAAUCAAGUCUUGACCCGCAUAAUGAAAACGGUCCCAUCCCGUUCACAUCCAGCUCGCUUUUAGGAUUGGCCUAUGUCCGCUUGUCUCUCAAUCUUGGCCCGCAUCGUCAGCUGGAGACGCGAGACCCAUACCGCAUUGCUACCGCGAUGCACAGAUCACCGCGACCAGGGAGAAGCUAUAGACUGACUCCUGCCCUGAUAUAUUCAGCACACGCAUUGAGCAUACCCGUACGUUUGGGUAUCGACCAUGUUGCACGCAGUCAAGCAUUUUUCUGGAGCGUCCGCCAUUCUCUUGCCAGUCUAGAGUGUGCGGUUCUUCUUAGUAAAUGGCUUAUGUCUCUGGCUGAAACCGGCAGCAACCAAGCUUUGAGUGAAAAUGAAAGUCGGAUUUUGCAUUGGACGCGCUGUAUUGUGCAAGAAGCAUAUGAAUCGAUGGAUCUGGAUGAAGGAGAAGCGUUCCCUAGUCAGGAUCCCUCCAGCCUCGGGCUCGCUGUUAUUAAGCUUUGGGCUCGCCUCUUUCGGAAGAACACUCAGUGGCCGUUCAUCAAUGUACUUGGAGAAAGCUUAGAAAGGUAUCUUGCCCUGAUUCGGCCAGGCUAAACCGCAAAGCCUCCCUUGAAUAGAUUUCAAACGUCCUUGGCAAGCUCGAUUCUGCCCCAUUCAGCGGUGCAAGAGAUUAAAAUCGUUGCUGGAAGCAAACCUACCGCAGAUGGCGGUCUGUCUCUUACUUAGAUUUCUGGUCUACUUGGAGUUAUCAGUGCCGGACAACAUCUUGGAGAUUUCCACCUCCUGAAGUUAGUGGGACCGGAAGCAUAAACGACAACCACCCAUCUGCCGGGUAUAACCUUUUGAUGCGGUCCGACAAGACUACGUCAUGAAGAAUUUGCACGAGCAGCUACUCAGCGCCACCUAGUUGUCGGUAGGCAUUGUGGCCAGGC